Molecule: messenger RNA, 1880 nt
Organism: Morus notabilis
Lineage: Eukaryota; Viridiplantae; Streptophyta; Magnoliopsida; Rosales; Moraceae
Product: glycogen synthase kinase-3 homolog MsK-3
Exons: 13
Coding region: 372-1610 (412 amino acids)
Biological process (GO): signal transduction; protein phosphorylation
Cellular component (GO): cytoplasm
Molecular function (GO): ATP binding; protein serine/threonine kinase activity
Source: RefSeq, a predicted model, not a curated record
AAUCCAUCACCCUUUCCCAUAGUCUUCUUUACCAACACCGUCACCCCCAAUCAAUGCGUUUCAUUUUUCACAUUUUCUCUCCCUCUCUCUUUCCCUUUUCUCUCUCUAAAAUCAAUCUUCCUUUUUGAACAAGUGAAGAUCAAAGCAAACCGAUUUACUUCUCAAAUCUUAAUCCUUUUAGAUCUAUCUAUCUAUCUACCCAUCUUUCUUCCUUCCUCCAUUUUUUUCGCGUCAUGAAUCCGCCUCCACUUUCGCUUCCUUUACACACUCAAUCCUUUCAUUGGUAAUAAUUGAUUUGCUUUACUGAAAUUUAGAGAAGGAUUAUUGGGAGUUUUUUUUUUUUUUUUUUUUCCUCCUUUCCCUUUGAGCCAAUGGCGUCUGUAAGCGUAGUUCCUGCUUCUGGCGUUGUAAGAGAAUCCAGUGGGAACGCUGCUGGUGUUGAUAGAUUGCCUGAUGAGAUGAAUGACAUGAAAAUUAGAGAUGAAAAGGAAGUGGAAGCAACCAUUGUUGAUGGAAAUGGGACGGAGACAGGUCAUAUUAUUGUCACUACAAUUGGUGGAAAAAAUGGCCAGCCAAAGCAGACGAUAAGCUAUAUGGCUGAGCGUGUUGUUGGACAUGGAUCUUUUGGAGUAGUUUUCCAGGCAAAGUGCUUGGAAACUGGGGAAACGGUUGCCAUUAAAAAAGUUCUUCAAGACAAGAGGUACAAGAAUCGGGAGUUGCAAACCAUGCGUCUUCUAGACCACCCAAAUGUUGUGUCUCUGAAGCACUGUUUCUUUUCAACUACUGAAAAAGACGAGCUCUAUCUUAAUCUUGUACUUGAGUAUGUCCCUGAGACGGUCCAUCGGGUGAUUAAACACUACUCCAAGAUGAACCAAAGGAUGCCGUUGAUAUACGUUAAACUCUAUUUUUACCAGAUUUGUAGAGCACUUAAUUACAUUCACAACAGCAUUGGAGUGUGUCACAGGGACAUAAAGCCUCAAAAUUUGUUGGUCAAUCCUCAUACUCACCAACUUAAACUUUGCGAUUUUGGAAGUGCUAAAGUCUUGGUGAGAGGGGAGCCAAAUAUAUCUUACAUCUGCUCUAGGUACUAUCGAGCACCUGAGCUGAUAUUUGGGGCAACUGAGUACAGUACAGCAAUUGAUAUCUGGUCUGCUGGCUGUGUUCUAGCUGAAUUGAUGCUUGGACAGCCUCUCUUUCCGGGAGAUAGUGGAGUUGAUCAGCUCGUCGAAAUAAUUAAGGUGUUAGGCACCCCAACAAGGGAGGAAAUCAAGUGCAUGAAUCCUCACUACACAGAGUUCAAAUUUCCCCAAAUUAAAGCCCAUCCAUGGCAUAAGAUAUUCCACAAGCGAAUGCCACCUGAAGCCGUGGAUCUUGUCUCAAGACUACUACAGUACUCACCAAACCUUAGAAGCACGGCUUUAGAGGCUUUAGUCCAUCCGUUUUUCGAUGAGCUGCGAGACCCGAACACCCGCCUGCCGAACGGACGUUAUCUUCCUCCAUUAUUUAACUUUAAGUCUCACGAACUGAAGGGUGUACCAGCGGAGAUGCUUGUAAAGCUAAUACCGGAUCAUGCUAAAAAGCAGUGUGGCUUCCUCGGAUCUUCUUCUUAGUGAUAUUGUCUGCUUCUCGCAGGAAAGAAAAAAAAAAAUUGUCUUUAUAUUGUAGAAAAAGUAGCCAAAGUGUUCAAAUCUAAUUUGGUCAUAAUUUGAAGCUGCUGUGAUCUCUCCUUGUUUAUUCGUUACCUUUAUUUGUUGUUGCAUCUAUACAUUACUUUAUUAUUUGUAUGUAGAAGGCAGGUAAAGAAGUACUGCUUAUGUGCACUGUGCUCCUUAACAUCUUUGGGCUGUUAAAAAGAGAAAAAAAAAAUCUUAUUUUAUGAA